AUGGAGGAUCACACAGCUGGCCAGGAGAAGCACAUCCCAUCAGGCUAUCCCCUUCAGAUACCAGUCGAUGAUGGAUCGGAUGAGCCUGUUUCUGAAACAUCUGACGCUAAGAGCACCCCAACUACGGAAGAUGCCACAGCACCUUUAGUGGAGGAAGGAGACCACGAGGAUCAGGGUGGUGUCGAACAGCACGGGGAGAUCCCAGAAGGAACCACAGCUGAAGAGGCAGGUGUAGGAGCCACCCCCAACCUGGAGGACCACGCUGGAGGAGAUGCCACUCAAGGGGAGCCAAGCUCUCCAAAGCUACAGCCUGGCCCUCCGGAGCGUGUGGGAGAUGCAAUAAAAAGAGAAAGCCAGCCCAUGAAGCAGGUAGCUGGGGUUCUUCAGCAGCCUCUUCUGUCACAUGAAAUGAAGGCUACAACAGCAGUUCCCACCAGAAUCGAGGUCACCAUCCCAAUACCCCUGGAUAUGUACCAAGACUCCAGAGCAUCUGAAGACAACAAUGAGCUGUGGGAUCAGCGAGGCAGAGAAGGCAUUGGUGUGGAUCCAGCACUGGGAACAGAGCUAGGUCCUGGUGUGUGCACUGAGGGAUUGGCAGGAGCAGGUGGCACAGCUGACUCCCGUAUUAAAGAUGGGCCAUCUCCUUUGUAUACCAGAGCUCCAUUAAAAGAAGAUGCCAGUGGAUGGGAAGGAGAUGAGGACCGCGAUGUUGAUGAAACAACAGGCAAGGAAGCUCUUGAAGAAUAUGCCUUUGAAGAAAACAAGUCCAAAGAUGUCCUCAGAGACAUCCCAAGAGAGGCACUUCCUGUUGAAACUGAGUCACAUAAAGCAGUAGAGGACCAAGAGGAGAGGAGACAGCCAUUGAGGGGGGAAGAAGACAGAGAUGUCACCCCACCAGAGCCUUCUGUAAUCAUCUCCCAAAAAGAAGUGGAGCCUGAGGAGGGAGAAGAUUCUGGACCCUUGCUAGAAACAGCCACACUCCCCGUUGAGUUAAAAGAUGAUGUGGAAGAUAAAGACGCUCCUUUGGAAGAGGCUGUGCCAGGUACAGGAAAACACCGGUCACCCAAGAAGAAACCUUGUGCCCAUGUUGCAGAUAAAGCCGUCAGUCGCGUCCCUCUCCUAAAAGGCCGUAUUGACAGCAAAGACAAGGAAGGGACUGAAGCUGAGGAAAAGAAACCGAAGAAAUCCUCACCUUCCACUGCCAAACCCCCAGGCGAUAGACCCUCCAUCCCCCCCCAGCGACACACCUCCUCUAGCACAACCCCUUCGAAAACACCCUCCAGCCCUGCUUCCACCUCUAAACGAGUCUCAUCUGUCACACCCCGACCUGCCAGUACAGGAACACAAGAAACGAAAGCCAAGGGCCCGGAGAUGAGAGGUGGCACGAAGACGGCCACGCCGCGGUCUGCAGCUGGGCAGAGGAACUCGACCAAUGCGACACGCAUCCCGGCAAAGACACCCACGGCCCCCAAGACACCUCCUGGCUCUGGCAGAAAGGAGCAGAAAAAACCACCUCCUGCAGCAGCAAAGUCGGAGAAAGGUGAGCAGCCAAAGUCCGGAGACAGAAGCGGUUACAGCAGUCCCGGCUCCCCCCGGGCUCCCUCCCUCCCUCCCUCUCUGCCCACCCCACCAGCCAGGGAGCCCAAGAAGGUGGCAGUGGUUCGCACACCACCGAAAUCUCCUGCGUCUGCCAAGAGCCGCGUCCAGCCGUCAGCCGCACCCAUGCCUGAUCUGAAAAAUGUGAAGUCCAAAAUUGGCUCAACUGAAAACCUGAAGCACCAGCCCGGAGGUGGCAAGGUGCAGAUUGUUAAUAAGAAGCUGGACUUUAGCAGCGUUCAAUCCAAGUGUGGCUCAAAGGAUAAUAUCAAACACAUCCCAGGAGGAGGCAGUGUGCAGAUUGUUAAUAAGAAGGUGGACUUUAGCAGCGUUCAAUCCAGGUGUGGCUCAAAGGAUAAUAUCAAACACAUUCCGGGAGGAGGCAGUGUUCAAAUCGUUUACAAGCCAGUCGACCUGAGCCACGUGACAUCCAAAUGUGGUUCCCUGGGCAACAUCCAUCACAAACCAGGCGGCGGCCAGGUGGAGGUGAAAUCUGAGAAACUGGACUUCAAAGAUAAGGUGCAAUCGAAAAUCGGGUCCUUAGAUAACAUCAGCCACGUCCCUGGAGGAGGAAAUAAAAAGAUUGAGACCCAUAAGCUGACUUUCCGCGAGAACGCCAAAGCCAAGACUGACCACGGCGCCGAAAUUGUCUACAAGUCCCCCACCAUCUCCGGAGAUGCCUCCCCGCGCCGCCUUAGCAACGUCUCCUCCACCGGCAGCAUCAACAUGGUGGACUCCCCCCAGCUCGCCACGCUAGCCGACGAAGUGUCUGCUUCGCUGGCCAAGCAGGGAUGUUUGAAUAUCAAACGCAGAUUUUGGAAGCUUUAA
This is a messenger RNA of Opisthocomus hoazin, 2424 nucleotides long. NCBI's taxonomy places the organism in Eukaryota, Metazoa, Chordata, Aves, Opisthocomiformes, Opisthocomidae. The record is from RefSeq and is a predicted model, not a curated record.